GAGUAACCACUAGUUCCACCCUCGUUGGGACUCAUUCGCUGGCAAUUGGGAGACCUGGCCCUUGGGCUUUAGGGUCCAGAUCCACGUCCACAAAUAGUUGAGGCCCGUUACCAUGGCUUUGGGAAGAACCUCCCCCAUUGUUGCUGCUGGAUGGUUUAGUUCGAAGUAGUGGUGGUGGUGUCGCUGGUGUUUUGAUCUAUGGAUGCAUGAAUGAUUCGCUGCGCACCGCAGCAACAAAAGCAACAACGGUCGUAAUGACACCAGAAAACAAUUGAAAUAAUUCUAGCAGAAAUUUUCGUUAGCUCACCGACCCAGGGCAGCCAACUUUAUUCGUGAUGUGUGCGUUUUUUUUUAUUUUGUGGCUCAGUUUUCAUUUCAACGUCGAACGAACGAAAAGUUGCAGGCUAAAAAACGGAAUUUUCGGUGGAAAAAUUCACACAUAUUUCGUUUUCGGGAAAAAUUGUAUAAAACAGGAGUGCGAUAAUUAAUAAAUGCGCUUAAAUGCGCUGUGAACUAUGCAAAAGUUAUGUGCUAAAAGUGAGAGCUAAAAAGUGAGUGUCGCAACUGGCAAUCAUGUGGAAUGCAUUAAGGAUUCAGCAGUUUUUCCGGCUGCUCCCGAUUCUGCUUCACCUGUCGCACUUUUGUUGGGGCCAACAGACGCACAUUAAGUUGGAGCAGGGAGAUAUUAUUGGGCUCAAAGUCUUUCCGGAUGGAACACGUGGCGCUGUCUACGCUUUUUUGGGCAUUCCCUAUGCACAGCCACCUCUCAAUGAACUCCGAUUUGCGCCCGCCAAACCGAGUUCCAGUUUCAACCGAACCCUCCAGGCCACCGCCAUGCAGCCCAUUUGCCCGCAGCUCUCGAACACCAUUUACGACGAGACCUCGGAUGGAAGUAUUCCCAGGUCAGUGAGCACGGAUGAGGACUGCCUCUACCUGAACAUUUGGACCCCGGAAUCGGGAAUGCGAUAUGGCAAACUGCCCGUCGUUGUCAUCGUCACGGGUGAGGAGUUCGCCUACGAUUGGCCCAGAAAUCGGAUCAACGGCUUGGAUCUCGCCGGCGAGGGAAUUGUGGUGGUCAGUGUCCAGUAUCGGAACAAUAUCUACGGAUGGUUGACUGGGGAGAGCCACCGUCAUGUCCCUGGGAAUUAUGGACUAAGUGAUGUCAGGAUGGCUUUGCGGUGGAUCCAGAGGAAUGCAGAUGCUUUCGGUGGCAAUCCAGAUCAAAUCACUCUACUGGGACAUGGAAGUGGAGGAGCUCCCUUGGCAUUGGUUGCCGCUCUAGAGGAAUCCCGCUUGGUCAAGCAACUGGUGCUAAUGUCACCCGGUCCCAUAAUGCGAACUUUGGGUCGCAAUCAUCAGCAGAGGAUUGUGGAAACUGGUCAGGUGAUGAUCCAAAAAUUGGGCUGUCAAUUUGAAGAGGCGCAACGUCGUCAAUUGAUGGGAUGCUUGAGGAGAAAAAGUCGCGAAGAUUUGCUGCGUGCCUACGAAAGUGUCUAUAACCAUGGCAAUGGAAGCUCCCAGCUGGGAGUUUUUCUACCCGAAGGGUUAACGUUCGAGCAGCGAUUGCAAAACGAAACGCUGCCUCCCUUGCUGCUGGGCAUCACCUCCAACGAGGGAGCCUUCCUGCAGGACUACUGGUUGGAUGUGGCCAGGGAGGGACAGGUGGCUCUGCAGAAGUACAUCAACCACACUCUGCUGCCGAAUGUGCUGAGAGCUCUGGAAUCGGCGGGCGAGGAGAGCUCAUCCCAAAUGGCAACCAUUAGGUGGAGGUACUUCAACGGAAAAGGUGAGGGGGUCAUCCACUUGCUGGGUGGAAUGCAGCGCCUCCUCUCCGAAUCCCUUUACGAAUUACCCUUUUUUCGACUGCUGGAGCUGCUCAACCGAACCACCAAUUAUGCCUACGUAUUCGACCACUCGCACUCGAUGGACAUGCGUGGCAAGAGGAAUCUCUUUGGAGGAGCCUCCCACAGCUCCGAUCUUCCCCUGCUCCUGGGUCCCAGUCUCUUUCAGCAGAUAGCUCGUCGCAGAUUCAGUGGCGAGGAGGAGCAACUCUGCCGGAAAAUAAGAGGAGCCUUCGCGAACUUCAUCAAAAAUGGCAAUCCCACGCCGGGAAGGAUCUACGAUGGAUGGCUGCCUUACAAUAAGGAGAACCCGUUUGUCUACAGCUUGGGAGAGCAGGCGAGGAGUACCCAGGCAGGAUCGGUGGACGAAGCGGAGGUGGACAAGCUGCUCCGCGGAGAAACAGGAGUUCCCGACCGAAGUUUAUCGCGCAGCAAUCGUCAUGACACCUAUAGAGCAACUGCAGCCAACUCCUACAUGGCGAGUAAUCAACAGGAUUCCGGGUACUCCAAUCACCUGCAGAAGGUUUACGGCUUUUGGCAGGUGCUGCUCCCAUUGGAGAGAGUGGGUGACUUGAGCGAGGGAGGAGCUCUUGGACAACGAGUGCGGUUUUUGGAAGCGAGUGCCGAUGCAGCCCGCUAUCGCCAGGGAUUCUACGCCAUGUUGGGUCUGGUGUGCCUACUCCUCGCCUGCCUCUGCCUGUGUGUCUACCUUCUUCGAAGAGACCCGAAUCCCUUGAGACGACGCAGUGCCUCGUCGGCGUCGGAUUGCUACAGCUUAUGACAUAAGUGGUUUCGUUGGACGACCAUCUUUGGGGACCGGAAGGACGAGGGGCCAACGACCUCGGGCAUUGCCAAUGUCGAGUCCUGGCGCAAAGGUGGUCGUGCAACGAAACGGACGGCGGAUGGAAGCGGAGAAGCGGAAUCUGGAGGUGGAGGAGGUCAUCUUGAGGGCGAGCGACGAGAGCAGAUUCUCAAUAACCAGCGGGCAAGACGUCCCCGGCAACUACAGCCGUACGAUUUCAAGAUUGCCCACGCUAAUGGAGGAGCAGGAACUGGAUUCGGAACGGGAUCCGCAGGAGCAACCAGAAGCGGAGGCGGAGGUGGACCAAGAGCAGGAACGGGAGCGGGAUCGGGAGCUGGAGCUCCACCGGGAACUGUUGAGGAACUCCUGGACCCUGUCGCCGGCAAAUUCGAGCCGAGUGUGGCUGUUAGGAACUGGCAAUACCAGUUGACUUGUGAUAAGUUCUGAAAGCAAACCAAAAAUGUUAAUUGUAGUUUACGUAUUUUUACCUUACCUGUUUACACCGUAAUUAAAUAAACGAAUAUUUUACACAAAAA
Molecule: messenger RNA, 3179 nt
Organism: Drosophila ficusphila
Lineage: Eukaryota; Metazoa; Arthropoda; Insecta; Diptera; Drosophilidae
Product: cocaine esterase
Source: RefSeq, a predicted model, not a curated record